UCACACACAGGCACAGGGGCAGGGGCGAGCGCACCGGAGCAUCUCAGCCCGGCACAGCAUCCCAGCCAGCCUGAGCGCCCCUCUGGUCCCCCGCCCGAGCACCCUUAAAAAAAAAGAAAACAAAAAAUAGAGGAAAAAAAAAAAAGUUUUAAAAUAUCCCACCUCCCUUCUUGCUUUUAUUUUGUUGUUGUUGUUUGAGUUUUGUGGUUUGGUUUGUCAGGAGGUUUGGUUUGUUUUUUUUUUUUUUUUUUUUUUUUUCUGAUUUAGCGAUGGCAAAUUCCUUCACGGCCAGGAGCUGGCCGCCCAUCCCCUGAGCAAAGGCAGCCUGGACAUGAGCGGCAGGCGAGGGAGGAGGAAUUUGGAUUCCCUUCGGAGGCCGGGGGGAGCCAGCGCGGGCAGCGGGGCUGGGACCGCUCCCCGCGGCCACUGUCCCCCCGCGGGGAUGCGGCACCGCCAGCGCCGGGACCGAGCCCUGCUGCAAUGAGAUCUUGAUGUGAAGACCUCAAAAUAUCAGCAGAGCCUUUGCUUCAGUCGCAAUCUCAGUGUUAAUGAACAAAACUUGUCCAAAAUUAGGAGAGAAGAUGGCCAUCAACUGGAAGGUCUGCUUCUUCAGCCUCGUAUUGCUUCCUGUGGUUGCAGCAACCCAUUCCAACUGCAUCAUCAAAAAGGAGCAAGAGACUUGUCUGGAGAAGAUCCGGAGGGCGACGGCCCUGAACCCUCUCAAUGAUUCCUCUCCAGGCUGCCCAGGAAUGUGGGACAAUAUCACAUGCUGGAAACCUGCAAGUGUGGGAGAAAUUGUCUUUGUCAAGUGUCCUGCACUCUUCAGAUUUAUCAUCUCUGAAGAUGGUUGGGAAGUGGAUAAUUUGGGGCAAACCCAUGCAGGUGAUUAUGACCUGCUGGAAAGCACAGCCCAGUCUCUCCUAGGGGACAUCAGCAGGAAUUGCACUGAAGAUGGCUGGUCUGAACCUUUCCCUCAUUAUUACGAUGCCUGCGGCUUCGAUGAGAACGAAACAGAGUCUGAUAACCAGGAUUACUACUAUCUCUCAGUGAAGGCUCUGUACACGGUGGGAUACAGCACUUCCCUGGUUUCCCUCACCACUGCCAUGGUCAUCCUGUGUCGCUUCAGGAAGCUUCACUGCACUCGGAAUUUCAUCCACAUGAACCUUUUUGUUUCGUUCAUCCUCCGUGCAAUAUCUGUGUUCAUCAAGGACGGGGUUCUUUAUGCUGAGCAGGAUGGAAACCACUGCUUCAUCUCCACGGUGGAAUGCAAAGCAGUGAUGGUGUUUUUUCACUACUGCGUCAUGUCCAACUACUUCUGGCUGUUCAUCGAGGGCUUGUACCUCUUCACUUUGUUGGUGGAGACCUUCUUCCCAGAGAGGAGAUAUUUCUACUGGUACACAAUCAUUGGCUGGGGUACCCCAACAAUUUGUGUCACUGUCUGGGCAGUGCUGAGGCUCCACUUCGAUGACACUGGCUGCUGGGACAUGAAUGACAACACUGCCUUGUGGUGGGUGAUCAAGGGUCCCGUGGUUGGGUCCAUCAUGAUAAACUUUGUGCUUUUUAUUGGCAUAAUUGUGAUACUUGUGCAGAAACUCCAGUCACCUGACAUCGGGGGCAAUGAAUCCAGCAUUUACUUCACCCUCCCUCUUCCUCCCAGAUGCAGCUGCAGUCCCUGCCCAGGACACUUGCGCAGCUGCGUUCAGAAAUGCUACUGUAAGCCUAAGAGGGCUAACCAGCACUCUUGCAAGAUGUCAGAACUAUCAACCAUUACCCUGAGACUGGCUCGCUCCACCCUGCUGCUGAUCCCUUUGUUUGGAAUUCACUACACGGUGUUUGCCUUUUCUCCUGAGAAUGUCAGUAAGAGGGAGAGGCUGGUGUUUGAACUGGGACUGGGAUCCUUCCAGGGUUUUGUUGUUGCUGUUCUCUACUGCUUCUUGAAUGGGGAGUUUCUCCCUAAAGGUGCAAUCAGAAAUAAAGAGAAAAUGGAGGAGCUGGAAAGUCAACCGGUAUUUUGCUGUGGAUUUCAAACAUCGCCAUCCUUCUCUAGCGAGCAGCGGAGUGAACGGGGGGACACAACUCUCCAUUCUGAGCAAGAGCAGCUCUCAGAUUCGGAUGUCCAGCAUAAAUGCAGAGAACCUGGCGACAUGAGCAGCUGAGGAGAGCAAAGCAACCAACGAGCAAACCAAAAACCAUCCCUUGAAAAAGAAAAAAAUGAAAUAAUAGUUUUGGUGGUGGUGCAGGUCUCGUUUCCUUGCCUUUCCUCUUCCUUUCCCCUUUCCUUUCCUUUCCUUUCCUUUCCUUUCCUUUCCUUUCCUUUCCUUUCCUUUCCUUUCCUUUCCUUUCCUUUCCUUUCCUUUCCUUUCCUUUCCUUUCCUUUCCUUUCCUUUCCUUUCCUUUCCUUUCCUUUCCUUUCCUUUCCUUUCCUUUCCUUUCCUUUCCUUUCCUUUCCUUUCCUUUCCUUUCCCUUUCCUUUCCUUUUUCCUUACCUUUUUCCUUUCCCUUCCCUUUCCUUUUUCCUUACCUUUUUCCUUUCCCUUCCCUUUCCUUUUUCCUUUCCUUUUUCCUUUCCCUUCCCUUUCCUUUUUCUUUUCUCCUUUCCUUCUCCUUUCUUCUCCUUUUUCCUUUCCUUUUCUGUUUUCCUUUUUGUUUCCUUUUUCCUUUUCUUUCUCCUUUCAUUUUUCCCUUCCUUCUCCUUUCCUUCUCUUUUCUCCUCUCCUCUCCUGUCCUCCCCAGAGGUGAAAAAACAAAGGAAAUGUGUAAAUAUCUCUUUUUAACAGUCACUGUAAAUACCCAGCUCUACUCAAGGCCAUUAAUGGAGAAUGUUUAAAAGACAAACAAGAGGCCAAACCCACCCACUCAACUAUUCCCAUUUCAGAGCAUCUGCGAGUAAUCCGUGUCCGUCCAAAGUAACAAGUGAUUGCUGUGCAGUUGUGAUCCUUGGCUGCCAAACUGAUCCUACUCUGUGAAUGGAGUAAUUUUUCCACUUGGUUUCCAUUUUGGGUUGGAUUUGCCUAUUUUUUGUUUUUCCCCAGUCCGACAUGUCUUAGCCUGUCCUUGUCUUUUGGCACGUGAAUUUCCGCAGUGUUUCUCUUUGGAGUCUUAGGAUGGAGCUAACGUGCUUGGGUUGAUCAAUCCAGCUUGAUUCAGGAGGAUCUCCAGAAAAUUGAGCUCAUGGCUGGAUUCAGACGUCCUCGAUGGAUUUAGAGGAACAGCUGUGCCAACACCAAACUGCACAUCAGUGCAGGAACUUCAGGCAAGAGCAGUGGGAUCCGCUGUGCUUACCAUACCCAGGGACGCUCCCAGCAAUGCUUUCUGUUCUCGCUAAGCUGUGAAUUUUCUAAAAGGGCCAUGCAGUUGAGAUAUAGCUCUAUUUUUGGCAUCGAUUGAUAGAUUGAUCAUUUGGACUCUUUAUAUCACAAAUAACUGUCCCUCCCCUCCCACCUUAAGAGCAAGAGGCAGUUCCAGGGUGGCCUUUCCCUCCAGAUGAUCUUGAACCUUCUGCUCCAGUGGCCACACAUGGCCUUGGUGGCUUUGGGGGCAGUGCUGUCACACAGAGUGCCGUGCUUUUGCAACCUGGUUGACUUCUGAGUGCUGACUCUUCCCUGCCAGAGCAAAGAGGCACGAGAAGGACCUGGUGGGAUCACCCUGGAAGGUAAAAAAAAAAAAAUCACCUGCAAUUGGUGAGGAAUAAAACCAACUAAACCGAAAACUAGGAUGGCACGGAAGGAAAGGAUAAAGACUUUGGAUGACUUCCCACACCUGGCAGUUCUCUCUCUCUCUCUUGGGAUAUUCUGUUUGUUUCACCACCAAUGGUCUUACUGCUUUUCUUAGAGAGGAACUCGAAUGUUCUUUCAACCUUUGCCUUGUAGUUAAAGCCACGACUGCUACAAAUCUACUUCAACCCAAUGUCGAUGAUGUCAAUUCUUAAGAAUCUUUAUACAGCGCAAAAAAGAAAGGCCUGGAGGGCCAUCCUAGCGCUCCCUUCACCUUGGAUUUAUGAAUUUAUGAACUGAGAAAUAUAUAUAUAUAUAUAUCAAAUAUAUAUAUAUGUGCGUGUAUGUGUAUGCAUAUAUUACAAACAAAGAUGAAAAUGGCAUUUUAAAUGUGAAGUUUUGAACUGAAACUAAUAGUAACCAGGAAAUUCAAAAUUCAGGCUUGUUCUUUGGUGUUAGUUGACAUGAUCAUAAACUAAAAAACAGAAAAAAAAGUGAAAUACUUGGAAUAUUAGUGUCAGCUGAGUGUGAGCUUUUAAUUUCACUGGUUUUUGUUAGUUUAAGUACAAAAGAAAAAAAGAGUUUUGAUGUCAUUUUAAGCAGAGAUUUUUAAAGAUAAUCCUAGUUUACUUAUUUUUAAAAGGAGAAAAAAAGAAAGGUCUCAGAAAGUUGUGAAAGAAAUAAUAAUUAUAAUAAUACUUAACACUUAUAUAAUCCUUUAUGGGAAUAUUCUGCUCUUGGCUGGAGCCAUCUCAAUGAAUGUAAAUUUAAUUCAAAACAGACAGAAAUGUUUUUUGAGGUCAUAUUGGUACAGGAUCAUGCUCUUAGGAGAUGGGGACAGCCCUGUCAUGUGAAAUCUGCUGUGGCACAGAAGACCAGCAAAACAGCUGAAACCACUUCCAUUGCACUCCAGGUUCAUAAAUGGGAUUUAUAUGAUCCAAACAUCUUUUUUUCCCCCAAGUCUGCGGCACUGAUUUGCUGCUCUGAGAGCAGAAUUUGUUUCCCUCUUCCCAGCUCUCUGCAAAAGUCAAAGUGUUUUUAACUGAUAGAUUGGCCCUUUGUCUUUCUUCAGAUGCUUCUUAAUGCUAUUUUAGAAUGUUUCUUUGGGAAUCAGGUACUUUGCUGUCCAGAAAAAUUUGGCAAAAGGCAGAUUUAUCAGGUAAAUGCAUGUUUGACAAUUUUCUGUAGGAUGGGUUUUCACAAGGAUUAUAUUGCCAACACUGUAAAUGUAUUAUUAAAAGAAAAAUAAAAAGAAGCUAUUUUUGCAUGAAUGGCCAUUAGCCAGUUUUCGAACAUUAUUAAAUUAGAAUUGUGGAGAAAAAGAUGUCAAAUAUCUGCCUCUAGCUGGAGACUUUUUCUUGUUUCAGCCCAGAGCAAGAAGCUGUUUGAAUCUUUAUUUUUUUUGCUGUUUUUGAAAUUAUUCUGAGCUUACAUCUGGGUUUUGUGUUUUCCUGGCCAUCCUAGAGUGCUCUGCAGUUUGAGUUGGUGGAUCUCAGUCCAGUGCCUUGUGGGCAAAUGUCCACAUCACCAAAACCACCCUCUGACCCUGCACACUGGAGACCAGGUCCUCAGCUAAAUUAAACCAGUACAGAAAAAACUGCUGUUAUUGUAAGAAUAAACUGCUUCACCUGGAACUGGGAUUUGGCCUCAGCACAUUGCUAUUACCAUUAGUUUUUGAUGGUCCCACAUAGAGAGUCCAAGGAUGGAAAAAUUGUGAAAAAUUGGAUUUGCUCCUUAAUUCCUUGAGCCAAUGCUCAGGAGUUUGGAGAGCAGUGGAGGGGAAAUUUCUAUUGUUGUAGACAUUGUGUUUAUUGUUCAGUAGAAAAAUUGAAUCUGUUCACCAGCAAUGAAUUUAGCAGAAGAAAUGGGAUCUUCGACAUAUUAAAUAGAAAAUAUGUUACACAAAAAAAAAAAAAAAAAAAAAAAAAAAUAAAAGCAAAACCUAUUAUGAUUUUAUUUCUCUGAAUAAAAGUGUCGAUGCACUGGCAGAUUUGGCUUUUCCCGAGUCACUGGAACUUUCCCAGUGUCCCUGGAAGGGACAGGUCACACUGGAUGUGGGCACAGUUAUGGGAUCCAGACUCUGAUGCCAUGGCACCAAUGAGCUCUCCACAAAUCUCUCUGUUGAAUGUAAGCUGCAGGUGCUGGCCAGGCGUGGCCACCCCACAGGGGCUGAUUUUCCAUUUGUUUCAGGAGGGAAGAAUCCAACAGGCAGUUUGCUUCUCUGUGUGUGUAAAUAUCAACCGAGUGUAACAGUGCUUUGUUUGAUUUUUUCACUGUGAAAUAUAUUUUGGAGCUAGAAAGGCUGUGUUAUUAAAACCAGUACACAAUUAAAACAAAACAAACAAAAAAAAAAACAGUGUGCAGUGCUCCUUGAGCCAUUUUUUCUACCAUGUCCAUAAUGUAUUUCCUGUCUAAUUUUCUUAUUUUGCUUUUAUAAAUGUACAGAAAACUUUUUUGUGCUGCAGGUUUUGUGACUAUUUACUGUAUCUAACCACUGUUUUGAUUAUUGACUUGUCAGUGUGGAGUGCUGGUACUGCAGGACAAUUCACAUCCCAAAAAUGAAAACUACAACCUAGAUUGUAAAGGAUGAGGCUGUUCCAUUGCUGCAUGGUGAUGUCACCUCCUUUUCCUGUCACUUUUAGUAUUUCUGGAACUCAGAGCCCAGGGAAAGAACCUUAAAUGCUUAGUUUUGGGAAGUUUUGAAUCAUAGAGGAAAACCACUCAAGUUCCUCUGCAUUAUUUAAAUAUUUGCAUUUGAAAACCAGGUAUUAAAAUGGGGUGGUGGGAGAAGGGAUGAAGGUAGGUGAGUCCAGAGGAAAAUGCAGUUUGGAAGUUAAAUCCAGACACUUUUUUGGGUGUUUGGCUGCUGCCUUUCAGCAUCUGUCUCUCAUUGCACCUUAAGAACAGUGCAAUGACAAGGCUAAAUCACAAGCAGAAGUGUCCAUGAACUGAUAAUUUGAGUUUCCCUUUGCAAAGAUGACUCUCCCUGGAUUCUCUCCAUCAUCAAUGGGAAUGAAGUUCAUAGAACCAACAACCAAGGCUGGUUGAUGACCUUGAAUGACAAAUUUGCUCCAACCUUUCAUGAGAAAGGGAGCCAGGAUGAGUUUAUCCCACACCCUGCCCAGUCACCUCUUGAAAGCCUCCCUUGACAGGGACCACACCUCAUCUCUGGGGAGGUUCUUCCCAUGAAUGGAUGUUCGCACUCUAAAAAAAUUCCUUUCUUAUAUCAAGAUGAUCCCUCUCCUGGUGCAGCUUGUCGCCCUUGUAUUCUCCACGUGGAUCCUUGUGGAAAAGAGAACUUUCAUCCUCUUUCUGACCACUCUUUUUGGUGAGGUGGCCACUGAGGCUUCUUUUCUCCAGGGAGAAAUUCCCUUAGUUUUCCUUCACUGCCCCCAUUGUCCAUGCUCUGAUGAUAUUAAUGGUUCUCCUUGUGACCUUCUCCAGUCUGGCCACUUUCUUGCAUUUUGAGGACCAGAAUGGGACACAAGAGAGAGUUUCUUGGACUCGUGCUAAAAACCUGACUGUGAGACUCCGAUCCUCCAAGGAUUCGUUACCAUAAUUUUUGCCUUGCCUAUUUAUUAUUAAAAUUGUGGCUUUUCAUAAUAUUUUCAUGUCAAAGGUGAAUGAAAUUCCACUUCUGCCUAGCAGGAUAGAUCCAGUGCUUGCAUAUGAAGGAACCUCUGGUCAGCUCAAAAAUUCAGGUUUUUUUCCAAAAGCCCCACAGACAGAAGAAACCAGUAAUUAAAAACAGGCAAAGCAAAAAUGACCAAGAACAAAACAUAUUCACUCAAAAUGAAGGAACCUCUUUAAUUGGCAUUACUUUCAUAUUAUUUUACUCCCAUUCCUAAACUGAUCACCUCUCCUUUUCAAAUUCAGCACCAUUUUUUCACCUUCUCUUCCCAUUGGAAAGUUACUGUAAAACUUUUUUAGCAGUUAAAAAUCCUUUAUCUGAACCUGGAGUUGAACUAACUCCUGGCUCACUUGGAUUCCUUGUCAUACUGAUCUUGCCUCCAGUUUCCUUCUCUUUUCCUGAGAUAUAAACAGCUUUAUUUCAGAUGAAGUCUCCAGUUUGUCUUUGAUCACACAGCUGCAAGAUAAGACUAAAAAUAGUCGUGCUAUUAAGCUGCGUUUCUCUCAGCUCUAAUCCAAAUUUGGGCAGCAAAACCAGUGCAAAGAACCAAAUACAGGCAGACAUGGAUUUGUUAAAAAUAGCAGGAAAAUUACCUGGAAGCAGCUGGCUAAGCAUCCUGGGGGAAAAGGAAAUAAGAAAAGAAAAAUAAAAAUUAAGAAAAAUAUUUCCAGUUCUUGAAAAUGUAUAAAUGAGAUUUGGGGUUUGAGCAAUUUUUGUUCAGCCAAACCUAAAAGGAAAAUAACUCCAAUAUUUUGCUUUUCUGUUUUCAGUUAUAAUCGUGCAAGGGAAGCUUUUCCAAACCAAUAGAUGUGACACACAUUCAGUCAAAAUGCUGCAAGAAAUCAUGAUUAAAACAGGUUGAAAUAUGCUGAUGGUGUCAGUUUGGGAGGUUUCAGUGCUUUUGUCUGACACUACUACUAAAUCUCUACUAAAUCUGACCUGUGAACCAUACAAAUAUCCAACUUUACACUAUUUUUCCAGCCCAGUCCUGACAGAAAUUAGAUAUCAAAAUUUCAGAGUUAUAGCAGAAAAAAAAAUUUGUUCACAGUGAAUUUAACAAACAGUAGCAACAAAAGAAAUGCAAACGCCAUUAAUUUAAUUGGCUUUGAAUAAAAUUAAUGCAAAGCCCAUUAAUUUAAUUGGCUUUACCUGCCUUGGUAUCUGAACUUGGGUUUCAAGAGGGUUUCAGAAACAAUUGCCCAUGUCAGAGGUUUUCAGUCUGUGAAAUUUAUUUAGUUGGAGGCAUCAGAGCCCAGAGAUUAUUUUUGAACUGUCCAUAGAUGAUUUUUAAGGAAAUUAAGUUCAUUUUUUGUAUAGCAAUAGAUUCUUUAAGGCUAUUGAAGAGCUUUAGCCCUUUCUGUAUUUAUGCAAAGGCUCCCACUGAUCAAAAACCUAGAAAAUUCAAUAAAUUAAGAUUUUCCCCAUAAUAUUAUGUGAUUCCACAAUCAAAAACCUAAAACAUUCAAUAAAUUAGAAUUUUCCCCAUAAGUUAUGUGAUUUCACAAUACCAGACCUUCUCUUUUGUUCCAAGAUCUUUCUCAUGGGGCAAGGUUCCAGAGCAAGGUGAGCUCAUAUUAUUAAUAUUGUUUUUCUGUGACCACAGCAUGGGAGGUCUAAAGGCUUGGUGAGAACAGGAUUUUGGACACCACAUGGGAUCCUGCCUGACAGGUUUAGUGUCUGCUGUAGCUCCUAAGUCAUAUCUGUGGAUAUCUAGGAAAUAUAUAAAUUCACAUAGUGGGAUUUGGUCUAAACUCAGACUUUAUCAUCUCAGUGGUUCCUUAGACUCUUUUUCUGCAGCUGUGAAAACAUAAUGAAAAAAUACAGCCAAAUAUCUGUUCUUAAGUAGUUUUCUUCCUUAGCAGUUGAAUAUUCAGGGCUGUAUUAGAUGUGCCCCUUUCAACAUCUGGCACUACUGGCAUGAGUUAUUCUGGCUCAGAGCCAAACCUCUGGAAGAGAUCUUGAGCAGAAGUCUAAGGACACACCCACAUCACUUAGACACCAAAAGGGAAGAUUUCUUCCUUUAAUCUGGUUUCUGCACUUUGCCUUUUUGGUCACUAGAGAGAAAUGAGAAAUUUCAGAGGAGAAGCAUCAAAAAGUUUUAAUGUCUGCUCCAGGGUGAGAUGAUUCACACUUUGCAAUUGGCUGUUUCUCUCCUCCAGGACAUCUCCCUGACCAGACUAGAGACAGAUGCUGACCCUGGGGAGGCCGAGAUAGAAAUUGAUUUUCCCUGGCAACUUUGCCCAAUCACUAUUGUUUUGUCUCAUGCAUGCUGAGAAAUGAUGGUCUUGAAAAGUGGCUCCUGUUGGGUAUUACCGACCAGAUUUGGGGGAGGUGGAUGCCUGGUAAAGAGUUAGGAGCUCUUAUGGAGAGUUUUAGGAUGCUUUGUUCUCCCUGUCAGAUUCUGUCCACACAGCCAGCACUUCUGUGUCCAGAAACAAAACAUAGCAACAGUGCACAUGCAGUGAAAAAAAAUAUAACAGAAAGGAUUUUACCCUCUGAUUUUAGCAGUCAGGCACAUGCAACCAGCUCAGAAUUGCAUUUAAGAACUAGGUAGGAGGAUAUGGAGGAUGCAGCAGCAGCUGAGGAUGCUCUGAUGUUGAUGAUGCUCCGUGUAUAUCUGUACUAAAGAGCUAAGUUCAGCUAAAUACACAUUGUACUUUGUGUAUGAAAACACACCAGCAGAGCUUGAACAAUGUUUUGAACCUCAUGGUCUUUCACCUUCUUAUGAUUCAAACUGCAAUUUCCCAUUGGCUUUCUUUUGGGGAAUUCAUCCAUGUGAAGAAUUACUGUGUGAUAUGACACUGUGUGAUAUGACACUCUUCAGUGUCUGAAAUUACCUAGGCUUCUGCAUAUGCCUUUCCCAAUGGACUUUGUGCUUGCAGAGAAGUCUCAAGAGGCCUUUGUGUAUCAGUAUAAUCUGUAAAAAAACAAAUAUUUGGUGUGUUCAUUCUCUUUCCCUUCUCCUUGUCAAUUUAGUGGCAAUGCAACCUGCUAUAGCUCUGAGAAGAACCAAGUUGUUGGAUGGAAAGCUGUAUUUUGGCUUUUGACUGUGUCAAGGUACAAAGUUACUGGCCUGUUGGGUCUAAUACUGACCUUUUUUGGUCAAAAUUGGUUUCAUUGGUAAUGGGAUCUGGGGUUAUUCAGCUUUGUUAUGAGGUGGAAACACAGAUAUCAACUGCUGCUUUCUAACCUUUUUUGUGUUUUGAGAAAUUGUUUUUAACAUGUAUACUGCUGUAGAUGACACAAUAAAUGUAUUAUCAUUUUGUAAAA
Molecule: messenger RNA, 10614 nt
Organism: Melospiza melodia melodia
Lineage: Eukaryota; Metazoa; Chordata; Aves; Passeriformes; Passerellidae
Gene: ADCYAP1R1
Product: ADCYAP receptor type I
Exons: 18
Coding region: 549-2156 (535 amino acids)
Biological process (GO): adenylate cyclase-modulating G protein-coupled receptor signaling pathway; cell surface receptor signaling pathway
Cellular component (GO): plasma membrane
Molecular function (GO): vasoactive intestinal polypeptide receptor activity; peptide hormone binding; G protein-coupled peptide receptor activity
Source: RefSeq, a predicted model, not a curated record